AUGGAAGACGGCAAUGGCGGCCAUCAUCACCACAGGAAGUGCUCUGCCGCUGGCAGCAGCAGCAACAAUGGCGGGAAGCGAGCGGCGGCUGCGGCGACGGCUGCGCCGGGGAAGGACGGCACGCGGUACCGCGGCGUCCGGCGUCGGCCGUGGGGGCGUUACGCGGCGGAGAUCCGCGACCCGCAGUCGAAGGAGCGGCGAUGGCUGGGCACCUUCGACACCGCCGAGCAGGCCGCCUGCGCGUACGACAUCGCCGCCCGCGCGAUGCGGGGGCUCAAGGCCCGCACCAACUUCCAUUAUCCCCCCACCACGGUCGUGCCGCCGCCUCCGGUGCCGGCUGCCGCGGCGGACCACUUGUUCCUGCAUCCCUCGGAGUGGCCGUGGCCAGGCGUUCCCCACAUGAACCAGUCUCCGCUCGUCCCCCAUCAUCAGCACUCUGCUUUCAGCCCUCUUCUCCUUCGGGACCUCAUCCACCACUCUUCCUCUCCUUUGCACCACGAUCCACCUGCCGCUUACCCUUCCUGCUCUUCUCUCUCCUGUUACGCUUCUGCUGCUGCCGCUGCAAUCACCAAUGCAACCACGAGUGGCAUCGGUGGUCCUUUUGGCAAUGGUUCCAAUUACGACCCGAUCGAUGCGUCCUUUCCCGCUGCUUCUUCCUCGGACCUGUCCUCCCUACUGCUGCAGCAACAGCAGCACCCAAUUUGCACCGGUUCAUCACCAGCCGCAGCCGCUUCUUCCCUGCCCGAACUCCCCACCGAAUUCGACGAAGACUGCGACUUCUUCCACACCGAGCCACCCGAAUCCGGACUCCUCCAGGAGAUCGUGAACGGCUUCUACCGACAGCGAGGCACUGACACGAACUGCUCACUGAAGGAUAAGCGCAACCAACGGGAUGGCGAGAACGCAGUGGAUCAUCAUCUCGGUUAUGAGAUCCAGGUGCCUCUGAAGCAAGAGCAGAACACGUUCGAUGCUGCGGAUUGCUUUGAUGAAGCUGGCAACUUCCCCAUGAUCCCUCAGGGACUCCUGGAGGACAUCAUCCAGUACCCGGACUUCUUCGAGAUCUUGUCCGCCAAGCUACGCAAAGCUUAA
Messenger RNA from Musa acuminata subsp. malaccensis (wild Malaysian banana), 1089 nucleotides. Its product is annotated as ethylene-responsive transcription factor ESR2-like. The record is from RefSeq and is a predicted model, not a curated record. Gene Ontology annotation, biological process: regulation of DNA-templated transcription. Gene Ontology annotation, molecular function: DNA-binding transcription factor activity; DNA binding. NCBI's taxonomy places the organism in Eukaryota, Viridiplantae, Streptophyta, Magnoliopsida, Zingiberales, Musaceae.